Messenger RNA from Doryrhamphus excisus (bluestripe pipefish), 4420 nucleotides. Lineage: Eukaryota; Metazoa; Chordata; Actinopteri; Syngnathiformes; Syngnathidae. The record is from RefSeq and is a predicted model, not a curated record.
CUAACUGCCCCGACGACAAGUGAUGACGUAUGGGUGUUGUCCCGUUCGGCAGACGGUGGAGACGAGCCCAGGAAAACUAUUAGUAAAUUAGCCAAUACUCUCGAAAACGAGGGUAAUGAGAAAUAAGAAUGAGAAUUAAGACUCAGUGACACGCCUUUUUUUGUUUAUAGUUAAUAAUACUAAUGGAGGAAGUUCGGCGCUGGCUAGCUUAGCAGGCUAACGAGGAAGGCUAAUUAUGUUCGUCGCUCACAGCUCUCUCCGAGCAGGAAGCGUAUUUUUGUUGUCUUGUGGAGCCAGGUAACUCUUGCUUCAUGUGUUUAAAAAUCGAAUCUUCUGUGGAGAUUGUUCAGAAGCGAGAGUAGUAGUUACUUAGUAUGAUUGUUUGCCACAGUCUUGGGAAGAAUGAGUAGAAAACACAAGCAAUUUAAAGGAGCCGAAGUCAGCUGCUGCGUGAAAUACUUCCUGUUCGGAUUCAAUAUUAUAUUCUGGUUAAUGGGAGCAGCAUUCCUUGCCAUAGGCCUGUGGGCAUGGGCGGAGAAGGGUGUGCUGUCCAAUCUGUCAUCCAUCACAGAUCUUGGAGGUUUUGACCCGGUUUGGCUCUUCAUUGUCGUCGGAGGGGUUAUGUUCAUCCUGGGCUUUGCUGGCUGCAUCGGCGCACUCAGAGAGAACACGGUCCUGCUAAAAUUUUUCUCGGUCUUCCUGGGUUUGAUCUUCUUCCUGGAGCUCACCGCGGGAAUCCUUGCCUUCGUUUUUAAGGAUUGGAUCAAAGACCAACUCAACUUCUUCAUCAACAACAAUAUCAAGGCUUACCGUGAUGACAUCGACUUGCAGAACCUCAUUGACUUUGCCCAGGAAUAUUGGUUGUGUUGCGGCGCUCACAGGCCCGACGACUGGAACUUGAACAUGUACUUCAACUGCACCGACCAGAACCCCAGCAGGGAGCGCUGUGGUGUCCCUUUCUCCUGCUGUGUCAAAGACCCUGCGGAGGACGUCAUCAACACACAGUGUGGUUAUGAUGUUCGACGUAAAGGGGUCCUGGAUCGACAAAAUCAUACGUACAUACAUACACACAUCUACACCAAAGGCUGCGUGGGACAGUUUGAAAAGUGGCUGCAGGACAACCUGAUCAUUGUCGCUGGCAUCUUUGUUGGUAUUGCACUUUUACAGAUAUUUGGCAUCUGCCUUGCUCAAAACCUGGUCAGCGACAUCAAAGCAGUCAAAGCCAACUGGUGACCGUGAAGAUGGAGACCAGUACUCCAGUACUUCAAGGUGUCUUGUGCUGAGGACAGACGGCAGCGACAUGUCCUCUGAGCUGAGUAGCACAUCCACAAACAAACUCCAUGUACUUCCUCGUGAGGUCUUUCAUUUUUCACCUAACUGGGAUUUGAAGAUGCAGCACACUUUUAUUUUUACUCAGUUUCAUCAGAUUUUUUUUGACAUCUUCUCGGAUAAGUGCGUUUAUGUCAAGUUGUUGCACAAGGACACCUGUCAGCUGGGAGAUUAGAAGCCACAGGAAGCGACAAAAACAAAAAAAGAUAAAAAAAAAAAAAGAACCCUUCCUUUUAGGUCAAGCGUUACAUUGUCAAUUCUCACCGCUCAGCGAGGGGCCCCCGGUGCCAGACGCACGGAUCCCUCUUGUUUUGUCAUCUUCUCCAUGAUGACCUCUUCUAACCCCUGAACACUGGCUGGUCCCGUAUGACACUUCAAAUCUUUUCAGAUUUAAAGCCGGAGUCAAACUGUAAAAAAGUGCCAUUAAUUUCCAGUGAUUGUCCUUCUGUCUGCAACAAGCCUUUUAGUACCUCAGGACCUGGCCGGAACUGCACCGUCUCUGCCUUUUUUAAAAAACCUUUCUCUUUCCGUCCACAUCCAGUGAAUUGGAAUGGACAUACUCAAUGCAGAAAAACAUCCACUUCAGUUCAGAACUGGUAUGAUUGGAUCGUCUAUGGUUAGCCGCCAUAGACUUUUUAUUUCUUAGAGCAUUCCUCAGGCACAUGGAAUUGCUUGUUUGGGGCCUUUUACAGUCGUCUUACGCUUAAAUUCUUUCUUCUGUAUUUGCAAAUAUGUCUUUUUUUUUCUUUCACACACAGAUAUAUGUACGUAUAAAUGUAUAGUAUACAGAUUUUUAAAUUCCUGUCUUUAUUGUUUUGAGCAAGCUGCAACAGAUUUGCUCUGUUAGUUUGACCAAAUAAUAUCAGUCUUUGCCCACGAGCAAAGGUUCCCGACUUUUAAAGCUAACUUUAGUAUUUCCAGAUAGCCUUAAUGUGAAUUUACCGCCUCUUUUAAUGCCUGUUUACACAAGACGGCGAACGUAGCUGUAACAUCGCAUUUAUCCUCCAUGCAGUCGUGUUUAAAAUAGCUUAGGAAUGAAAGGAUGUUCCAUUUGAACAGUCUCUGUAUAAUAUGAAUGCUGCUUGAACUUGAAUUAGAUUAUUACGAUAUAGUACAGCAACAAGCUCACUUCAUUUUAACAUGUUCUUGGCCUUAGGUUGUUGAAUUAUUCAGAUUGUUUGCACCUCGCCAUUUUUUUUAACGGACGUCAUGCCUCGUCUCGCCUUGUCUGAAGCCGCUCAUUUAAUUUGAGGAGCGGCAUCGUGUCCCCUUGUCAGUCACGCCACGUGGCUUCCCAUCAUGGCGGGAUGUUUGCAUCCGCUUGGAAGCCAUGCAGCACACCGGUGGGAUGCGUUUAACUAGACUAAGCCAAAUACAUGAAGGACGAGCCGCGUUCAUAUUUUGGGAACAGCACAGCAACACUUUUUCUGUGAAAUAUGUAAAGAUCUUCACUCUGUUAGCGCCAUGUGAUGUCUAGCGGUGGGUACAUGUCACAUGUCGCGCUCGCCCACACAUCGGUGUUUGGAAGCCUGUCAUUCUGAUGUUUUUUUUUUUUUUAUAGGCUUUGUUUGAAAACACACAGAAUGUUAUUUGACUUUAAAUUCUCACAGCCUCGCUUGGCUGAUGCAUCACCACAAUUAUCUUGCAGUUUUCCAGUCCAAUCCCGAGCUCCACCGUUGUCCCGGUGUCUACUAUUGGUAGUGGACCACUACCAGUGGUCACCUCCACUUUUUGCUUUGCUUGUUCUCCAUCGACGCAGGACUUGGGUCAUUUUAAACACGCACACACACACGAGGAAAACCUUGCGGGAAAGUGUUUAUAGUGGGAUGCACAGGGGCAAAUGGGAUAAACGAGGAACGACUACCACAAAUCCCCCACCAGAUUUUGAGGGGUCUAGGAAGCAGAUCGAGGCCAUGGCGUCAUAUUUGUCUGCAGGAUGGAUAAUAUGCCAUAAUAUUAGAUAGGCUAGAUCAGGGGUGGGCAAACUUUUUGACUCGCGGGCCGCAUUGAUUUAAUAAAAUUGACGGGGGGGGGGGCGAAUAUAUAGUAUUUUACACGUGACAGUCCAUUUGUACACAUAUAUUUUUACACAUAUUUUACACAUAAAAGUGUCAUGCAGUCUGCUAUACGUGCACUUUAAGAUCAUUUAUUUGAUGUAAAGUGCAUUAUAAAAUUAUUAUUAUUAUUAUUACGACCAGUCCAGGUGUACCCCGCCUCUCGCCCCAAGACAGCUGGGAUAGGCUCAGCACCCCCGCAACCCUCGGAGGAUAAAUGGUAGAAAAUGAAUUAUUAUUAUUAUUAUUAUUACGACCAGUCCAGGGUGUACCCCGCCUCUCGCCCCAAGACAGCUGGGAUAGGCUCCAGCACCCCUGCGACCCUCGUGAGGGUAAGCGGUAGAAAAUGAAUUUAUUAUUAUUAUUAUUAUUAUUAUUAUUAUUACGAAAUUGAUAAAACAGCUACUUCAACCAUCAAAAGGUUGGCUCAAGCCAUGAUGCCAGGUUGUAUGUUGAGUUUAAAUGAAAUAUUUUGGCCGGAUGUGGCCCCCGGGCUGUAGUUUGCCCACCCCUGGGCUAGAUACAAGCACAGGUGUGUGUUCCUGCUGGGCAUCACCGCCUGACGCACCUCCGACGUUGCGGGUGGUCAUCAGCCAGGAGCCACCCUUCGCUGAUGUUUCGCUCCUGUAACCCCGCAACAUCUCAAGGUGGUGGAGACAUCUGGAUGUAGGAUCCUUCUCUAAUUUUCUGUCCCAUCUGUUAUUGCACUUGAGUCUAAGAGGACUAUGCAUGGCAAGGAGGGGGUCCAUUUCCUUGAGUCCGGCGUAAAGCCUCACCACAUACCAAAUCCAUCAUCCUGCUAGGCUCCUUUGCUUCCCCCGUGUUUGCUCCGGAGCCAGAGCCAAAAAGUACCCUGCUAUGCUUCUCCAGCGAGAUCUUCGAGCGGAGGUCCCAGAGAAACCUUGAUACUCAACUUCUACAGGGAAUAUAUGGAACGGACCAGACGACAAUGUCUGGCCGGAGGGAGCUUCUAAUGUUGUUGGGCACUUGAUGCUGUCCAUCUUAUUCUGCCUUUGUAUGCCUUUUAACGUGUGGGG